UCUCUCUCUCUCUCUCUCUCUCUCUCUCUCUCUAAAGCACCCAUCUUCAGAUCAACCCCCGUUUGAAAGGUUUUCUGAAGGGCCUCUUGGAAGCGAAGCGCGACCAGCAACCAUGAAGAGACCUUCCUCUUCGUCUUCUUCGUCAACCCCCGGCAACAACUCUGCGACUGCAGCCAAGUUCUUGGUCUUGACCCUGCUUCUCUUCCUCCACCCCGUGAUGUCAAUGCCGGCGGCAACUUCGGCGGCAACUUCGGCGGCCAUCUCCCGCUCUUCCGAUUCCUAUGGUAAAUCUUGGAGGAGCCACGACAGCCAGCCCCACCACCUCCGCCACCAUCAUUCUUGCGAUCCCUCCUCCCGCCACGAAAACCUGCCGCAUUACUCUUAUUCUCUGUGCUUCCAUCUCGAAAGAAUCCGCCGCCACCAGCCCCCGCCGCCGCCCGACGAGAUUGACCCGAGAUACGGCGUCGACAAGAGGCUCGUCCCCUCCGGCCCUAACCCUCUUCACAACUGAAACUGAAAGUACUACUCAAGAAAACUUUCCUUGCAUUUUCCGGUCUUUUCUUUUCUUUUUUCCGGUGGGCUUGAAUUUCUUUGAUAAGUAUGGUAAAGAGGAAACGCGGCUCUUUGCAGCACCGACCUCCUUUCUCCCCUUGGGCGUCAGCGAGGGAGGAAUUAAAGAGGGCUUUCACGGGGUAACGUGCAAAUUUAUUGCGGAUGAGGAAAGAAGAUCAGAGAGGCACACAAUGCAUGGCUAUUGCAGAGCCUCUACACGCCAUCGUUUUUAACUGUUUCAAGGUUUUACGUGUUUAUUUUCUUCCCUAUAUACUUAUGUAGAAUGUAGUAGCGCCAUUUCCACGCUUGUCUUUGUCUUGGAAAAUCCCAUGAGAGAGAAAGAGAGAGAGAGAGAGUUUUUCAUGGAAGGGAGAGGAUGGAGCAGAAACAAGCAUGGAAAUGGCCGAUGAAACCCUUGCAAAUAUAGAGUGUGUAUUUACUAUGUUAUUCAAUUCAUCGUGUGUUUGUGGUUUUCUGCUGGUUUUCUUCUUUUCUUAU
This is a messenger RNA of Rhodamnia argentea, 1050 nucleotides long. RefSeq names its product CLAVATA3/ESR (CLE)-related protein 9. Lineage: Eukaryota; Viridiplantae; Streptophyta; Magnoliopsida; Myrtales; Myrtaceae. The record is from RefSeq and is a predicted model, not a curated record. The coding region runs from base 113 to 511 and encodes 132 amino acids. The transcript has a single exon.